CCAGUUAAAUCCCCAGCGCAUCUGCCAAUCCGACGCCGCCGACCCAGCAGUGGCAUUGUCUCCACCGUCCACCCUCACCGCCCAACCAGAUGGAUGUGUACGGGCCCGCCGAGCCCGCCGCCAACGGCGAGGCGGCCUCCGCCGCGCGCCCCGUGGACGUCGCCGCCUCCGGCGGCGGCGAGGAGGGGGAGGGCACGGACACGCUCCCCGGGGUGGUCCGCGGCUUCCUCGACGGCGUCUGGUCGUCCCCCGGCGGGGGCGAGCCGCUGCUCGGGCGGCUGCGGUCGGCGUCCCGCGAGGCGGCCCCGCGGCUGCCGGGGGCGUCGCGGAACUCGGCUCGGGACCUGCUCGAGUGGACCAGGCGGGGCAGCGGCCUCCGCGCCAUCCUCGUCAUCUCGGUCGGGACCAUCACGCUUAUCACAUUGACUGGCCUCCUCAUUUUCAUGUUCUUCCUGCUGGUUGCGACUGCUAAUGCCGUCAUUGUCUCGGUCCUGAUGUCAUUGGCAGCUGCCGGGGGGUUCUUGGCUAUCUUCUUUGCUUGCGUAGUUGCAGUGUAUGUUGGAGCAGUGUCAGUUGCUGUCUUUGCCAUUUCUGCCACGGUUAUCUCAGCAAUUGUUGGAGUAAUGAUUGCUACUGGCUGGGUCGGGUUCUUCUGGGUGAUCUGGUUCGCCGCGAGGAAGAGCAUGGACCUGACGAAGCACUCCAUCGGCGUCACGAGCUCGGCGAUCCAGUCCUACUCCGCGUCGCGGCACGUGAACCAGAAGCCUGUAGACUGAGGCUGAGGCUAGUUCCGGCUUUGGUUACAUCCUUUGUGUGGAGCCUUUGAUCUAUGUGAAUUACAAGGAUUGCCGGUUUGUAAGAGGUGUAGAGGACGGCACGCCUGCUGCGGCAGCUUUGGUUUGUCUCGGUGACUCGGUGUAUAAUAUAAUAGCUCUGCGAUGUUAGCCGAUACACGUUGUUCUUCUGUGUAUGGCAUGUGAACGGAUGAACUUGUGGUGAAUAGUCAGCGCUGCUUGUGCAUACAGCUCUAUGUUUUUAUUUUACGCUGUGAAAUUGGGCCUUGUUGUAUGUACAUAUGACCAUAGCAUCGGAAAUGAAUAAUAAAUGGAUCCGUUUUUUGGUCUGCA
This is a messenger RNA of Panicum virgatum (switchgrass), 1127 nucleotides long. RefSeq lists its product as uncharacterized. The coding region runs from base 90 to 776 and encodes 228 amino acids. Lineage: Eukaryota; Viridiplantae; Streptophyta; Magnoliopsida; Poales; Poaceae. The transcript has 3 exons. The record is from RefSeq and is a predicted model, not a curated record.